AUGGAUGAACAGGAGGAAUGUUCAGAAAACCCUAUUCCUGCUAUUGAUAAUGUCAACAUUGCCAUUGCAAUGCAGUUUGCUCAAAUUACUAGAGAAAGUGAUGUUAGAUUUUUUACUGGGUUUGAGAGCACAAAAAGUUUCCAAGAAAUAUUCAACUUUUUAGUGCCAAGAGCACGACUGAUGAAAUAUUGGGAAGGUGUAAAAAGAAGUUCCGGUGUAGAGAGAGAAGAACAUAAUCAGCAAAGAAUUGAUACCAUAAUAUUAUCAAAUGUGUAUGCGGAAGGAUCUGUAUUGCCCAUUAACAAACCAGGACCUCAGCGAAAGACUACCUUAGAACAAGAAUUUUUAUUAACUGUCAUGAGAUUGCGUCUGGGAUUGCUCAUUAAGGACUUGGCUUUUAGAUUUCAAAUUUAA
Molecule: messenger RNA, 414 nt
Organism: Paramuricea clavata
Lineage: Eukaryota; Metazoa; Cnidaria; Anthozoa; Malacalcyonacea; Plexauridae
Source: the annotation of a GenBank genome assembly